This is a messenger RNA of Spirometra erinaceieuropaei, 2687 nucleotides long. The record is from the annotation of a GenBank genome assembly. Lineage: Eukaryota; Metazoa; Platyhelminthes; Cestoda; Diphyllobothriidea; Diphyllobothriidae.
AUGGUAUCUUUUGAUGUUACAUCCCUUUUUACUUCUAUUCCCCAGGACCUGGCGAUCGAGACAAUUGAACUGCCUCUACAAAGCAAAUACGAUGAAACGGAGAACCGUCUUGGACACGCCCAAAUCCUUCAGCUCCUGAAGCUCUGUCUCAGGACGUACUUCACGUUCGACGGGACAAUCUACGAACAGGUGAAGGGCACACCAAUGGGUUCGCCGAUUUCGGGAUUCAUCGCCGAGGCGGUCCUGCAACGGUUAGAGUCGCUGGUCUUCCAACACCACAGACCGAAAUUCUGGGUCCGGUAUGUGGAUGAUACCUUCGUCGUCAUCGAACGGGAUCAGGUGUUGACAUUCCAAGAACAUCUCAACGCCGUCUUCUCGGACAUUCAAUUUACGAUGGAGGAGGAAGAGAACAACCAGCUGGCCUUCCUGGAUGUCCUCGUAUGCCGCAAGGAUUGUGGUGGACUAAAGACCAAAGUUUUCAGGAAAGCGACAAAUACGAUGAAAGUACUGAACCUCUACAGUAACCACCCAAUCAGCCACAAACGCAGUUGUGUAAGGACGCUCUUUCGGCGUGUCGAAACGCACUGCAGUGAGCCGGAAGACAAAAUUGCUGAACUACAAUACCUCCGACGGGUCUUCAAAGCCAAUGGCUACCCGCGCAACUUCGUCGACCGGUGCAUACGCAUAAGGGACGAAAGGCCUAACCGCACGGACACCAAGUCUUGGCGGGCACUUCUGUAUGUCAAGAACGUUUCGGAAGCUGUCGGCCGCCUUCUCGCACCACUUGGGGUUGGAGUGGCACACAGACCGGAGGCAACCAUCAGGCGUCUGGUCAUGAAACCCACUGCCACGGCUAGAAACGUCUGGAGUCGUUUAUCGGAUCUGGUGCAGUUGCGGACAAAGCAACUACGUCGGAGAAACUGGAAGACAGCUCCGAACCAGAAUGGCCGAACAUGCGGCAGCGGUACGCAUAAAUGACUCCAGCUCUCCAGUUGCGGCUCAUUCGACGAGAUCCGGCCACACAUUUAAAUUCGAUGAGGCCGAAUUUCUCGCAAGAGGUGACAACGGAGUGAGCCGGGAGCUACUGGAAUCAUGGUUUACUGGCUCCCAGUCCAUCAACAAGUGCAACGAUCUUCCCAUUCAAUACAGCGUGCUGAGACUUCGUCUAGGCGGAGUAAUUGGCCACGCGGGGAGCGCACUGGUGAACACUCUUCCCAACACCCGGGUCAACGCAUCAGAUGGUCGAGCAAUCAUCACGCCAACAUCCAACGCACGGGAUGAAAUGGCAGCAAUUAUCGACUCGAAUGUCGGCCAUCAAGCAAUGAUCACGCCAACUAUGACAAUCCCGGAUGAAGUGGGGAGUCGUGAACAUUCAUAGGUAUGCGGUAGCAUGGCUACUGCAUCCUAUAAAUACCGCAGCCCCUUUUGCAACAACCACCCGUUUCUGCUCUUUUGUCUCUGAUGAUGGAUUCGAGUAGGAAUCCGAAACGUCAGGCUAAUAAAGCUCUUGUCCUGGCGAUCGUGUCUCCUUCUUCACGAGUUAGUAUUCUCGAUCCCAACCGGUGAGACAAAGAAUCCACGACUCAGUGGUUAGAACGUUGGACGUAACAACGUCCUCAAACCUGGGGUGGGGUAUGACUGACCGACGACGGUUUAUAAGCGGAGAAUGGACAUUGCGGCCUCCUUUGUCUUUUUUGGUAGUCGUUCUUUGCGUAUAUUAGUAGACAGUGAGCUACUCCCCGCAGGAUUCUUGAUCAAGCGUGCCCUAUAAGCUGGCCGGUGAACAUGUUUUCAACCUUUCUGAUCGUAACCAGCGGGGGAAAGUAACUCGUGGCCUUGUGUUUACGAGCGCUGGAGCGAGACUAGGUUUGCCCACAACAAGGGUUGGACAGGGCUGACUGGUGACGGCGAACAACCCAGAAAUGCCCAGCCCAAUCUCCCCGGUUUUUGUUUGGUAAUCUCCCUCUUUCUGCUUUGCGUAACAAUUUGAAUAAUACGGUUAGUUUACGUUAAAAUCGAAGUAAAUUGCAAAGCAUCAAAAUGCUCCUGCUAACUGCUCAAGGAUCCGAGGGUGUUGUGCCUCCCGCCUUUUCGGCGGACCUCUAAUUCGGUUCUUCUAGCAAAAUCCAAACACAUAAAGAGGCGUAGAAUUUAAAGCCUUAGUGCUCAAAUAAGUAUCGCCCUGAUCGUCGUAUUAGCUCAUCCUUGAUAUUUAGAGAUUAUUUCCCACUGGCUUUUUAUGGCGUUUAAGUUGUUCUACGAACAUUCCCAUGUUGCCACUGAAAAGUUAAUUAGGAAAAGACGCGUUUUCGGUAACUCGUCAUCAGCCCAAAACAGUUACAUGGGAAUUGAAAGUAUACGAAAUUCACAGAGUUUUCUGGGUUACUCAGUAGCUAUUAACACUCGUAGUUCCCACGCCACACGCAUGGCGAGGUCCGCAUGUUAUAAUCAUUGUGUUAACAGAGUAUAGUUCGACCGUCGUUGUAGACGACUUCCACCGUGUCUGCUUCACAGCAAGGUGAAGCAGACACGGUGACAUGCGCGUGGUUUUGUUUAUAGUGAAGGUCGACUUGCGCAGCUCCUGCCACGCUCUCUCCUCCUCCGCCGUCUCUGCACCUGAGUCUGGUGUCGAGACUGAGUCACGAAGGCCGGAGACGAACGAGGGCGCAGGCGGAUGGCGCAGUUGA